Messenger RNA from Hyposmocoma kahamanoa, 1230 nucleotides. Its product is annotated as gustatory receptor for sugar taste 64a-like. Gene Ontology annotation, molecular function: taste receptor activity. Gene Ontology annotation, cellular component: membrane. NCBI's taxonomy places the organism in Eukaryota, Metazoa, Arthropoda, Insecta, Lepidoptera, Cosmopterigidae. The record is from RefSeq and is a predicted model, not a curated record. The transcript is spliced from 9 exons. Bases 1 to 1230 code for a protein of 409 amino acids. Gene Ontology annotation, biological process: sensory perception of chemical stimulus; detection of chemical stimulus involved in sensory perception of taste.
AUGAAUCUCAAAGCCAAAAUUGGAGCUGAUCUCAGUUUUACUCGGAAUGAACUACGCGAAACUGAUGAAUUCCUUUCUACUAUAACUUCAAUCUUCAUCUCAGCUAAAUAUUUUGGUUUGCCUUCCUAUGGCGGUGUAUUAGCUCAUUGCUAUGGUAUCACUUUAUUUUUACUCUUGGCUGCUUUAGAAGCUGGUGCGGUUUGGAAAAUUAUAUUGGUUUUAGGAGUGGCAGCUACUGAUGGACGAGGUUUAGUUGCCCGUUUAUCGGGAUGUGUUUUCUAUGGUAACGCCUUACUUUCUCUCAUAUUAACUUGGAGGUUCAUUUCUUCAUGGAAAUGUAUCUCAGUUUUAUGGACAUUAGCUGAAACAACUGGUGGCCUGUAUUUUCCUCCAGAUCUUAAGAUCAAAAGAAGGGUUAUAAUUGUAACUUGCAAUUUUAUUAUUUGUGCUAUAGUGGAACACGUAAUGAGUAUGAUAUCCGCGACUGGUCUCGAUAUACCUCCAGAAGAAUAUUUUGACCGUUACAUAUUAAGUUCUCACGGAUUUCUGUUGAAGCCAGAAGAAUACAAUAUAUGGCUAGGCAUAGUUAUCUUCGUACUAAGCAAGCUAGCGACUAUUUUAUGGAAUUUCCAAGAUCUGAUAAUAAUUCUUAUAAGUAUGGGAUUGACUUCAAGAUACCGUAGGUUAAAUAAAUUUGUAGAUGAUUUUGUGAGAUUAGAAAAGCGGCAUAAAGAGAAGGCAAAGCUUGGUACAGAGCUCUACGCGCAAGUCCUGACAUGGCGUCGUCUCAGAGAAGCUUAUGUCCGGCAGGCGACUCUCGUGCGUAAGGUUGACCAGAAGCUAGGCAAACUGAUCUUGUUGUGCAAUUUGAAUAACUUCUACUUCAUCUGCUUGCAGCUUUUUCUAGGUCUUAACCAAAACUCAAACAUGGGUGUGAUCAACAAAUCGUACUACUUCUACUCUCUGGGAUGGCUUCUCUUCAGAGCCUGCAGUGUGGUGCUCGUCGCUGCGGAUGUUAACUUACAUUCCAAAAAAGCACUAUCCUGCUUGUAUUGCUGUCCUGGGUCAGCUUACAAUGUUGAGAUUAAGAGAUUAGAAAACCAACUAACUUACGAUUUUGUGGCAUUAAGUGGUAUGCGAUUCUUCUUUCUUGAUCGACAGCUAUUUUUAGAGGUAGCAGCUGCCAUAGUGAAAUAUGAAUUGGUUAUGAUACAAUAUGAUAACCAAUAA